Messenger RNA from Colletotrichum truncatum, 1515 nucleotides. Its product is annotated as mannitol 2-dehydrogenase. Gene Ontology annotation, molecular function: mannitol dehydrogenase activity. The record is from RefSeq and is a predicted model, not a curated record. Lineage: Eukaryota; Fungi; Ascomycota; Sordariomycetes; Glomerellales; Glomerellaceae.
AUGCCUCACAGCACAGAAACCCUCAAGCUUACUAGCAACAACUUGCCUUUGAUUUCUUCGCAGCAGGGAGAACAAAGGGUGAAAGCCCCUACCUACGACCGUAAUGGCGUAAAGGAGGGAAUCGUCCACGUCGGCGUUGGCGGCUUCCACAGAGCUCAUUUGGCCGUCUACAUCGACCAUUUGAUUCAGAAGCACGGCCAGCGCGACUGGGCAAUCUGCGGUGUCGGUCUCCGACCCAACGAUGCCGCCAUGCGCGAUGUCCUGAGCGCUCAGGACCAUCUGUACACCGUCAUCGAGCGCUCGGCCAAGGGCAGCUUCGCCAACAUCGUCGGCAGCAUCAACUCAUUCCUCUUCGCGCCCGAUGACCGCGAGGCUGUCAUUGCCAAGAUGGCUCACCCGGACACUCACAUCGUGUCCCUGACCAUCACGGAGAGCGGCUACUACUACAAUGAAAACACCCACGAGCUGCAGGCUGAGCACCCCGAUAUCCAGCACGACUUGGCCAACGAGAACGACCCCGUCAGCACCUUUGGCUUCCUGUACGCUGCGCUCGCCAGACGCCACGCGCAGGGACUCAAGCCCUUCACCGUUUUGUCUUGCGACAACAUGCAGAAGAACGGCUCCAUCACCCGCCACAUGCUGACGUCGUUCGCGCGUCUCCGCAACCCGGAUGUCGCCAAGUGGAUCUCGGAAGAGGGCGCUUUUCCCAAUGCAAUGGUCGACCGCAUCACCCCCAGCACCUCUCAAAACGACAUCAAGUCGCUGGCGGACAACUUCGGCAUCGAGGACGCAUGGCCCGUCGUCACCGAGCCCUUCAUGCAGUGGGUCGUCGAGGACCAGUUCAGCGACGGCCGCCCGCCCUUCGAGAAGGUCGGCGUUCAGGUCGUCAAGGGCGUGCACGAGGUAGAGCAGUUUGAGAAGCACAAGCUCCGUCUGCUGAACGCCAGCCACUCCGCCAUGGCUUACGCGGGACAGCUUGCCGGCUUCAAGUACGUCCACGAGGUCAUGGAGCACCCCGUCUACCGCAAGUUCAUUUGGCAGAUGAUGCAGGAGGAGGUCAAGCCCCUUCUCCCCGAGAUCCCCGGCGUCGACAUUGACGAGUACUGCAACACGCUCAUGGAGCGCUUCUCCAACCCUACCAUCAUGGACGGAAUUCCCCGUGUUGCGCUGGGCGCCUCGGGCAAGAUUCCCCAGUUCAUCAUGCCUUCCAUUGCCGAGCAGAUCUGGGUGACUGGUCCUUUCCGCCGUCUGUGCUUCGUUGCCGGUGCUUGGUUCCGCUACAUCAACGGCGUCGACGACGAGGGCAACUCGUUCGAAGUUGAUGACCCGAUGCGGGAGGAGUUGCAGGCUUUGGCGAAGGAAGGCGGCAAUGACCCCCGCCCUCUUCUCAGCCUCAAGGUUCUGUUCGGCGACGAUCUUCGUGGCGACCAGCGCUUCAUCGACGAAGUCUCCAAGGCUAUGGAGCUUAUUUCCAAGGACGGCGUUAUGGCAACUCUUCCCAAGUACGUCAACUAA